Molecule: messenger RNA, 3412 nt
Organism: Lagenorhynchus albirostris (white-beaked dolphin)
Lineage: Eukaryota; Metazoa; Chordata; Mammalia; Artiodactyla; Delphinidae
Gene: BIRC3
Product: baculoviral IAP repeat containing 3
Exons: 8
Coding region: 1134-2948 (604 amino acids)
Biological process (GO): regulation of apoptotic process
Cellular component (GO): nucleus; cytoplasm
Source: RefSeq, a predicted model, not a curated record
UUUUUUGAUUAUUUAUCUUAGCUUGCAGACUCAGCACUCUGACUGUUGACUGUUUUUAAAAGUAAAUCCAUUAUCAGGAGAUUUGAUUUUGGUUCUCAACAGCAUGAAGCUGAGUCUAAAAGACCAAGUGAGCAAAUAUAUUCAUCUCUGAUAAUUUAUUUGAAAUGCAAUGUUUAAUUUGCUAAGAUCUAGUGGUAUUGCUAUGACUAAGCAAUCAGGUACCUAUCUAUGGGAAGUAAUUAUUAUUUAAUAAAUCUUGAAACCAGGUCUUGAGAUGUAGGAACCAAUUCUGUUAUUACUUAAGCUCUUUAUUUGGAAGAAAAUUUUGAAUUGUUUUGUUCUCCCUAAUAAAAUGGUUGUAGGAAGAAAAAUUAAUUUGAGCAAGAUUUUGGAUAGACUAUUUCAUUGAAUUUAAGAUGUCAUCAUUUGUAAAGCACACCAUUAUUUUAUGUACCUCUAAGAAAUAAAAAUGCUGUUAAUUAAAAUGUGACAUGCCAUUCAUUAAUUGUAAGAUACCUCUCCAUAGCAGAGAUAUUAAAACAUGCAUCUUAGAAUCAGUGAAAUAUGAUAGUCCAUUCUUUUCCUCUUUCGAGGUAGGUCUUAUGCUUUUUUUUUUUCUGGCUACAAAAUUUCACAAUUUAAAAACAAAAUAAACAUAGUUUGAAUAUUUUUGUGUGUAUAGAACGCUUACACAGCAUAGCUUUCUGCCAAAACAAACUAGCUAUGUGAGACAUUUUAUCUUCAGGCUGACUGGAUGUCACUGAAGCAUACUAGUGGAGAGGGUGACCUACCUGUGGAGAUAUCUGACACUAAAUGGCAUCUUGAUGACCUAAAGCACUCUACACUUUUAUGAAGGGUUUUAAUUUUCAUCACAAGGUACUGUGUAGCAUCAUGUUUACGUUGUAUGCAAGAGUAUACAGAGGUGCAGGUACAUAAUUGGCCCUUAAACUGUAUCAAUAUAGGAUUUAGAAUCUUGCCAUGCUAUAACCCUAAAUGCAUAGAAGAAAAAAGAAUGAAAGAUUUCCUGUUCUAAGUGUUCAGUCUAGUACUAAAAUUAAUAAAAAUCAAAACCCAUGCACAAAACUACCUCCCCAGAGAAAGGCUAGUCCCUUUUCCUCCCCAUCCAUUUCAUUAUGAACAUAGUAGAAAAUAGCGUAUUCUUAUCAAAUUUGAUGAAAAGUGCCAACAUAUUUGAAUUGAAGUAUGACUUUUCGUGUGAGCUGUACCGAAUGUCUACCUAUUCGGCUUUCCCCGCCGGUGUUCCUGUCUCAGAAAGGAGUCUUGCUCGUGCUGGUUUUUAUUAUACUGGUGUGAAUGACAAGGUCAAAUGCUUCUGUUGCGGACUGAUGCUGGAUAACUGGAAACAAGGAGAUAAUCCUAUUGAAAAGCAUAAAAAGUUGUAUCCUAGCUGUAGCUUUGUUCAGAAUCUAAAUUCAGUUAACAUCUCGGGAGCCACUUCUCAGCCUACUUUUCCUUCUUCAGUAACAAAUUCCACGCACUCAUUACUUCCAAGUUUGGAAAACAGUGGCUGUUUCAGUGGCUCUUAUUCAAGCUUUCCAUCAAAUCUUUUAAACUCUGGACCAAAUCAAGAUUUUUCUGCCUUGAGGAUAAGUCCCUACCGUUGUGCAAUGAAUACCGAAAAAGCCAGAUUACUUACUUUCCAGAUGUGGCCAUUGACUUUUCUGUCACCAACGGAUCUGGCAAAAGCAGGCUUUUACUACAUAGGACCUGGAGAUAGAGUGGCCUGCUUUGCCUGUGGUGGAAAAUUGAGCAACUGGGAACCAAAGGAUGAUGCUAUGUCAGAACACCUGAGACAUUUCCCCAACUGCCCAUUUUUAGGAAGUCAGCUUCAAGGCACUUCAAGAUACACUGUUUCUAAUCUGAGCAUGCAGACAUAUGCAGCCCGCUUCAAAACAUUCUGUAACUGGCCCUCUAGUGUUCCAGUUCAUCCUGAGCAGCUUGCAAGUGCAGGUUUUUAUUAUAUGGGUCACAGUGAUGAUGUGAAAUGCUUUUGCUGUGAUGGUGGGCUGAGGUGUUGGGAAUCUGGAGAUGAUCCAUGGGUGGAACAUGCCAAGUGGUUUCCAAGGUGUGAGUACUUGAUACGAAUUAAAGGACAAGAAUUCAUCAGUCGAGUUCAAGCCAGUUACCCUCAUCUACUUGAACAGCUGUUAUCUACUUCAGACAAUCCAGAAGAUGAAAAUGCAGAGUCACCAAUUAUUCAUUUUGGACCUGGAGAAAACCAUUCAGAAGAUGCAGUCAUGAUGAAUACACCUGUUGUUAAAGCUGCUUUGGAAAUGGGCUUUAGUAGAAGGCUGAUAAAGCAGACAGUUCAGAGUAAAAUCCUAACAACUGGAGAGAAUUACAAAACUGUCAGUGAUCUUGUAUUAGAUUUACUUAAUGCAGAAGAUGAAAUGAGGGAAGAGGAGAAAGAAAGAGCAACUGAGGAAAAAGAAUCAGAUGACCUAUCAUUAAUCCGGAAGAAUAGAAUGGCACUUUUUCAACGUUUGACUUGUGCGCUUCCAAUCCUGGAUAGUCUACUAACUGCCAGAGUGAUUACCGAGCAAGAAUGUGAUGUUAUUAAACAAAAAACACAGACAUCCUUACAAGCAAGAGAACUGAUUGAUACUAUCUUAGUAAAAGGAAAUUUUGCAGCCACCAUAUUCAAAAACUCUCUACAAGAAAUUGACCCCAUGUUAUACCAGCAUUUAUUUGUGCAACAAGACAUAAAAUACAUUCCCACAGAAAAUGUUUCAGAUUUACCAAUGGAAGAACAAUUGAGGAGACUACAAGAAGAAAGAACAUGUAAAGUGUGUAUGGACAAAGAAGUGUCCAUAGUGUUUAUUCCUUGCGGUCAUCUAGUAGUUUGCAAAGAUUGUGCCCCUUCUCUAAGAAAAUGCCCUAUUUGUAGAGGUACAAUCAAGGGUACAGUUCGUACAUUUCUUUCAUGAAGAAGAUCUAAAACUUUGUCUAAACUUUAGAAUUAGUGGAUUACAUAUAUUGUAAUUUUAACUUUGAUACUGAUUUGGUUUCUUUAAGAUUUCUUAUUUAUUUACAACAAUUUUGUUUUAUAUAAAUAUCUAAAACAUGAACAUACAUAUUUUAUGUAGCAUGGGAAUGAUAGGCUUUUGUUUUUGUGAACAAAAAACAGGAAUAGCACUAUAAGCACAAUACUAAAUGAAAAUUUCAGCACUAUUGAAAUUGUAAGUGAAGUAAAAUUUAAGAUUUUGAACUGAAGUUUCAUAGUUUUAAAUAUUUUGGAGUUGUAUUCAGGAUCAGGAACAUGGAUUCUCUUGCUUUUUCCAUCAAUGUCCUAUACACAGAAGGUCUUGAUGUUUGUUGAAUGACUUUUUCGGGACAUGAUGUUUUUGUAAAGAAUUCUGUGAGGAACAUUUUAAUAAAUCAAUCAAAAUUA